Acanthaster planci (crown-of-thorns starfish) is the source of this 3312-nucleotide messenger RNA. RefSeq names its product testis-expressed protein 9-like. The record is from RefSeq and is a predicted model, not a curated record. Lineage: Eukaryota; Metazoa; Echinodermata; Asteroidea; Valvatida; Acanthasteridae.
ACUUCGCGUCCCUGGUUACAAAUUCCAAGAUGGCGGAUACUUCGAAUCGUGGAAACGCAAACAGACCUUCCUCAUCGAGUGGCCGGAGGUCAGCGGGAGGUGCAGGGGUCACCAUGGGGUCGCGACCCGGGUCCAAAGGGGUCCCGAGGGACCUCAUGAGCCGAGAAGAGGAGUACAUGCGUCUCAAUGCAGAGCUAGAGGCCAAGACUGCAGGGCUCAUACAAGAGGCAGAGAGCGUGAUGCGUGAGCAGGAGGAGAUGCUGAGUAGGUCCCUGAACCGUCUUUCCCUUGGCAAUGCAGUGGACCAGCGUGGGGCAGCUCCGUCCCCUACCUUUGACACCGAGCCACCCCUCGUCUCUGAUGACAUCUCCAAGCCAUCUUCCAUUCCCUCUACAAACCUUGCGUCAGACAGGAGACCGCCCUCUAGAGGGAGACCCCCGUCAGCCAACCUCCGUCCCUCAUCCUCUAGCGCGAGACCACCGUCAGCUGGAACCAGGCAGCAACCAUUGACAGCACGGGCCGUGACAGCAGGCAGUAGGCUGGCACCAAAAGCAAAAACACGGUCAAAGGCCAGAACCACUUCAGCUGGUGCUUUUGACGAUGUUGCCGUCCUUGAUGCCGGGAUGGGACUCGAAGGGGCAGGGCCGACAGUGGGUGUGGCCAAUGACUUCUCAUUAGCCGACACCAUUCAAGCCAUAGAGGGCAGGCUUGAUGAUGGGACACUACCUGCAGACACGUUGGACGAUGUCCUGCCGCAGGCUGCCGAAGGAAUGGGGUCAGAGGCCACCAUUCGUUUCCUGAAGGCCAAACUGAGAGUCAUGCAAGAAGAAGUGGACAGACUGUCCAGUGAGUGCAACAAAAAGGAUGAGCAGAACUCCAAGCUGGAGAGCCGACUCAAGGAGGCAGAGGAUGAACGAGCCCGCCUCCAGCGCACCAACACCACCCAGCAGACACAGCUCGACAAGUACAAGAAGCUGUCAGAGGAGACCAAGAGAAAGAACGAGGGGCUGGAAGGGCAGCUAGCCAGCCUCAGGAAAGAAGUGGAUUCCCUUAAGCGUAACCAGAAGCAGUCAGCCGCCAGCCAGGGUGCGGUGGAAGUACGGCUGAACCGAGCCCAAGAGGAAGCGGACAGGUACAAGGCGGAGCUGCAGAGAGCCAGGACCUCUUCAAGGGAGUCCUCCGAGCAAGAGAGGAAGAGAGUUGAGCAGUUACUUGCCGAGAACAGACGACUGGAUAAGCAGAAGAACGAGCUGAUGAACGGCUUCAAGAAACAGCUCAAGCUCAUCGAUGUCCUCAAAAGGCAGAAGAUGCAUAUUGAAGCAGCCAAGAUGUUGUCAUUCACAGAGGAAGAGUUUGUCAAGGCCCUUGAGUGGGGGAAUUGAAAUAACCUUGACAUGUCAGAAACUGUUCCUGCUGGAUUCCAUCAUCAUGGAACCUCCUGUUAUUCAAAUAGCGCCAUGUGCAUGCUUCCAACUCCCACCAUGAAAAGACAAACUUCACUUGGCCAAAUGUUCAUGAAGCCUGAGGAUUCUUGAUCGACUUUCCAAGCUUUUAUCAUCAGUCAUUCAGCCUGUUUGUCAGAUGGUGUCAGGCUCUAGUUCUACCCCUUGGAUUAAUGCAAACCUGAUGUACCAUCUGGUCCCACCAGGUCAUCUGCUGUAGGAAAUUAGUCACUUGUAAUAAAAUUGACUUGUUGGCAUACGAACAUAAAUAAAAAAGAGUAAAAUGUGAGGGAAGCACCAAUAACCACAUUUUCGUCAGUGUCCUUCUAACUGUCAAAAUAAAACAAAUUUAUAGAGAUUCUAAUUUGGAGUUUCCUCUUGCCGCAUAGUUUGUUACCAAACGGCAGUUUUGAGUUCGGCAUUUAUGACAUUAGAUUUUUUUUUUGCAGACUGGGUCAAAGUUAUGAAGCAGGACCACAGAGCCAAAACUCUAAGUAUGAGCACGUGCAUACUUUGGCUAAGUUGCCAUAACCGAAGAUUGGAUUGCGUCGUGUUGCAGCACAAGAUGGAGAACUUCACCGUGAAUACGCGUAAAAUGUUAUUCUCGCCAGGAUGCCAUUUGAGCAAGCGAUACGCUUGCGCAGUGCACGUUAAUGCACAGGGCAAGCCCCGUGCCAGGCGCUCACACCUGGCAUGCAUGUGCGCACCUGUGCCUGUGCGUUAACAUCCACUGCCCAGGCGUAUCGCUUGCUCAAAUGGCGCCCAUGGUGAUGACACCUUCUUGGCAGAGUUCCCCAUCUUGCGCCACCAUGCUGUGCUGUAAUAUCUGUGGUCAUAACCUACCGUGCAAAUGCUGUGUCACCUUUAAUGCAGAUGCUCAAACCAGAAGAAUGGGUUAGUGCAACUUGUGCUUUGCAUUGGAAGCUCCUUUCUGUCAGAGAAAACUUUGAAACUUCAUAAAACAGCAAAAGUUUCAGUUACCAACUUGGAAUGCCUCGUUGUCUUCAACUAGGGACAGCAUGGAAGCUUACCUCAUGCUCUUGCCCUGUUGUAUUGAAAAACAGAUAACUUUAAAAAAAAGUUUUCCUGUUUAUUCAUUUUACCAAUUUCUGUCGUAAACAGGUGAUUAAAACUGACAUGUUGUUUCUCAAACCUUGUGAACUGAAAGCGAAUUCCAAUAUCUUGCGAUGCUUGUGACAGGAACAAUUUUGAUGGCUUUCUCAUCUUCCAUGACCCGCUCAGAAAUGCAUCAGUAAUUGCAGUUUCCCCAUCUUGUUUCAAAUACUUGUGCCAAGGUGUUGGAGCAUUCAGGCACUCAUGUCUGGCCAAAAAAGUAGGGACAGAAGUACAAAAAAAACCUCUGUGAGCAAAGAGCAACAGCAUUUUUUGUAACUGUUUUUGUUACACUUAUGUAAGGUGUUUGUUUCAAGAGACUCAAUUACAUGGAAAUUGACCUAGUUUAAAAGUGGUUUUUUUUUUUCUUGGCCCAUUGCAUCACCUGUAGUCAUCCAUCACAUUUAACAUGUUGAACACAAAAAGUUGCAGGCCCUGAUAUUUUCCUCCUUGUGGCAUCCGUCUUGAAGAUUCUGCUAAUAUGAAACAUCGAUCCCUUGAUCUGUAGCAAAUUUUUAAGUGAUUUCAGUUCACUGCAGGUGGUUGAAAAAUUUCCCACAGUUUUUAUUUUAAAUUUUGUUUAUGUUGUCAUUCCAUUGUAUGGAGAGCAUUUUUGGACAGCAUACAAAGUAAUUGUCUUAAAGAAUAAUGUAAACAAGCUUGUAUGUAAAUGUGUGUUUGAUAAAUGAAAUUGUUGUUGGACGUGUAAAUUACCUUGCAUGCCGUUUGAAUAAAUAUUUGCUAACAACAUCUUUAA